Doryrhamphus excisus (bluestripe pipefish) is the source of this 1501-nucleotide messenger RNA. RefSeq lists its product as uncharacterized. NCBI's taxonomy places the organism in Eukaryota, Metazoa, Chordata, Actinopteri, Syngnathiformes, Syngnathidae. The record is from RefSeq and is a predicted model, not a curated record.
UGAAGCCUUGCAAAGUGAUGCAGUGGUGAUACAAGGCGGUAGGAAGUAGGAAAGCAUGCAUCUGCAGUGAGGUUUGCCAAAUUGUGUUUUUUCUUUUUUGUGUGUGUGUUGGAGAUAGCGGGUAUGUGAUUCCGUUCGGCCCCACCCCUGCGCUUCUUCUGCCCGACUCCCUCAGGAUAUUUUUAGCCCCUGAUGGUGAUGUGUCCUCCUGUAUCACGUAACGGAAACAAGCUCCCACCAACCGAACACAACCUGGUCUACUUUGUUGGAGUCAUCUGAAGAGGGAAUGAGAUGGAAUCUGUUAUGAAUUUGGAGUUUUGCUUCUUGGUGUUUCUUGCUGGUUCAUAUCAGGCAAGAGGUCAAAGUGUGGUUUUGACUCCAGUCGCCACCCUGCAGGCCUCACUGCAUCCCGCUGGCGCCUCGGGGGUUCCUGACCUGACGAAAGGUCGUGUGGAUGGCGGCCAACAUCAAAUAUAUAAUCCGGUAGAUGAUACUGCAACCGCACCGACGCUUACUCAUCAGACGAUGGAAGCGACAUCUCAACCUUUCACAACAUCACAGCCUGGAACCCACGCAGCUGCUCCACACGGCAGUUCCCCCGCUACAACACUAGAGGGCAUGACCGAACAUCCCUUGAGCACCUUUUCAUCCCAGGACGCAAACACCUCCACUCAGCCUCAACCAGUGACAUCAUGGAGAGUAACCACCACAGCAGGACGCCCUCUGACCUCUCACAUAGGCCAAGACCCUGCUGGGCCGCAUCACCUGGAAGUCCCCUCUGAACUUAAUGUAGGCGAUGAAGAACACAAAAGGCUCCACAGUCCUCUAAACCCCCUCCUUGCUGGUCUGCUCUGCGUCUUCAUUGUCACCACUGCGGUCGUCUUCAUCAUCCUCUUUAUGCGCUUCCGCCAACGGACCAACAACCCGGAGUUCCACCGUCUCCAGGAUCUUCCCAUGGAUGAUUUGAUGGAAGACACACCCCUCUCCAGAUACACUUACUGAUGGACGUCCGCAAAAAGAAAUACCAAAGGAGGAACUGGAUCUGUGCAGAACCUUCACCAAGAUGCAGCUGCAUCUCUUUCAUGGCUUCCUACAACUGAAAGUCAGUGUGAGUCAGUGGUUCCAAGAACGGGAUACAGUGGAUUUUUUUUUUCACAUUCCAUGUACAGUUCGAUAUUACAUAAUUUCAGACGAAUGUCUUCACCUCCGAUUUGACUACUUAGGUACACACAGCACUUUAAUGUGACAUGAAAAGGUCACCAUAGCCUCUAUAGGGGUCACGCUUAAAAUGUAAAUAUCAUUUGUGAAGUCAUCACAAGCAGCAAAUGUCUAAAUGACUAAAAACAUGUAAUUUAUUGGUAUUAUAUAAUGUUUAAUGCAAAUAUGCUAGAGCCAAGCUGGUUUUACCUUGUGCUGUUGAUGAAUAUUAGGCGGUUUAAUUGUGCACUGUAAGAUAUACAUAAUUGUGUUUGAUAAUAAAAUAACACAGGAGUGGUGUGGA